AGCCAGACGAGUGAACCGUUAGCAGCAGCAGCAGUAGCAGAAGCUAGAAGAAGAGCCUAGCUGCCCAGUGCAACAAAGUGAUAAAUAAAAACCAAACCAAGAAAACAGAAACACUCGACUUACAAAGUGAUCAUACAGUGAGUGUGCAGUGUUUGAUCUUGAGCCGAAAAAACUAUUUGGAUUAUUUGGAUACCAACGAAGGCGAUCGCAGCGAGAAUGCACAUCCCGUCAGCCGUUCUUCUAGUCCUGGCUGUAGCCACUGGCUUGUGGGCCAACUGCGUAGAGGGAGCAGCCACUGGAGCACCUUCGGCCACGGCCACAACAGCCAAGCCCAAGGGUUUCGAGGCACGAUCGCUGGACGUUAGUUCCAGCGGAGGCGAGGAGGAGCUGGAUGAUUUCGAGACACAGGCUCAGACUCAUCUGGCCUAUCGCCAGCAGCCCCAACAGCAACGCCAACUCUAUGAGUACAGCGAGGAGGAUCAGGAGGAGGCACCACGCCAGGUAUACGCCAAUCGAAAUGCCAAGCAGCAGAGCAAUUUCCUUAAGAUCCAGGGACAGCUGAAGAAGCCCCUUAGCGAAGAGAGCGAAGAGGAGGAGGAGGAAGUGGAGGAGCCAGAUCGUCUGUCCACCCUACUGAGCAAGUCAUCCUUCAGCUGCACAGACAGGAACUCUGGCUACUAUGCCGACGAAUCGCUGAGUUGCGAAGUCUUCCACUACUGUCAGGAGAGCCAGAAGCACUCGUGGAUCUGUCCCGAGGGAUUCACCUUCCACCAGAUCCAUCUGAUCUGCAUGCCACCCUCGCACGACAACAUCUGCAAGCAGUCCUCCAAGUAUCAUAUAGUGAAUGACUACCUCUACAAGCCGAUCAAUCUCCAGGAGCACCAGAGCAAGCCCAAUGUCACGCUGCGCUACUCGGAACGCUACUUCCCAGAGAACUAUUACGAACACGAGCGUUACGAUGACGAGGAAGAGGAGCUGCCUGCUGCGCCAAGGCCACGCAUCCAGCAGCAACAUCACCAGCAGCAACACCACCAGCAGCAACAACCGCAACCCCAGCAGCAACAUCGCCAAGUGGUGGCUUACCAGCAACCACAGCAACAGCCCCAAGUCAGGGUACAGUACCAACAGCCUCAGCAGCACCAGCAACAGGCUCAGCCACAGCCACAAGUGGUGACGCAGAUCCGCCACCAGCCCCAACCUCAGCCGACUACCCUGGCCUACCGGAAGCCAUUGCCCGCGACCACAGUCCAGCCGCAGUUGCAGUUGCAUCAGUUGCACCAGCCCCAGUUGCAACUGCACCAGCAAAGGCCACAGACGCUGGCGCCAACCGUGACGCCGGCGCCGUACCGUUUCUACACUGCCGCUCCCCAGCUGCAGCAUUUGCAGCAGCAGCAACAGCAAGUCUUCCGCACGCCCGAGGAGAUCAACAUAUCGCUGCAACAACGCCGGCCACAGGUGUUCAUUGCCACAACGCCGAGGUAUUAUGAGGAUGAGUACCUCUACGAACGGAGGAAGUGAGGAGGAUUGCGGAGGAGUGAGCAGAAAACAGUCUUGUCGUUCCCUCGAAUCCACCACCUCUCGUGUAUAUUCCCCAAUCUAAGUAGCUUUAAGCUCUCGCCCCAGCUCUCUGUCAAGCCCGAAAAUCCUUGCGCGAGUUUUGUGUACCUAUUUGUAAUAUUUAAUGUCCUGCUAGAAGAAUCCGCCUUCUAACUCAAUUCGUUAAUAAAGGAAGCCACAUUAAGUUA
Drosophila eugracilis is the source of this 1745-nucleotide messenger RNA. RefSeq names its product putative cyclin-dependent serine/threonine-protein kinase DDB_G0272797/DDB_G0274007. The coding region runs from base 217 to 1518 and encodes 433 amino acids. Gene Ontology annotation, cellular component: extracellular region. NCBI's taxonomy places the organism in Eukaryota, Metazoa, Arthropoda, Insecta, Diptera, Drosophilidae. The transcript has 3 exons. Gene Ontology annotation, molecular function: chitin binding. The record is from RefSeq and is a predicted model, not a curated record.